ACAUGGAUUAAUCCUUUAAAAAAAUCAUAUAAGUACAGAAUUAGAAAUAGAAACUUCCCCACUAUUAUUAUAAUUCAAUCAGGCAAAAGAAAAAAAAACUACGAGAAUCAAUCCGAAAUAAAUCAACCUACACGUUGAAGAUGAGAAAAAAUAAACAGCACACUUUCUAUCUUUUCGAUUUCCCCGUAAUAAAAAUCAUCGAGUAAUUGUUUUACCGUUACGCGAACGAUAGUGAUAGUGCCAAUAAAGCAUUAAAACCAAUCGAUUACGUCAUUGAAUUUAAUAGUUUGUGGAAAUUCCCUUUAACUGGAAAAAUUAUCAAAUGGACCAAAAACUCCUUCGGUAGGGGAGUUCGCGAGUUUUCGAAAACAACAGCGGCGCUUAGAUAAAUGUUAUCAACGUUCGACUCGCUCAGUUUAUUUCAACGUUUCUUGGCGCAAUGAUGUACACGUGCUUCUAAAGCACUCUCAACCGGCAUUGUUAUUUUUUACGUUUGUUUAUUUUCAAUUUCUUCUUUUGUUGCGGUUUUGUUUUCGUAUUUCUUUCUUCUUUUUUUUAUAAAUGAAACUCGAGUGAAUUUUUAUUAAAAUCGGAAAAUUUUGUUCGUCAAUUUUUUUGUUUUGUAAUAUAUGGUUCAAGCGAAUUUUAUCAGUUCACCAAGGCAAAUAUACAUGAAGCAAUAUGGUCACCAGAUACAGAUUCGAAUAUAAAGAGACCACCACAAAAACAACAAAAGCCGAAAAAUGCAGAGAGAGCAGCGUAUUACACAAAGUACCCGAAGUGAUAUUAGAAAAUGUUAAUCUAGUCGAAGAAUACAAUUUGUUAAAAGUACUCGCAGAGGGCUACUACGCCAAGAUAUUUCUAGCCGAGAAUCGUCGUACAAACACCACCGUCGUAUUAAAAGCCAUCCACGCAGAACUAACCACUUUAAAAGAUUUCUAUCGCGAAUAUCAUUACAGCUAUCAUCUCAGCCCACAUCCUAACAUUUUAUCAACGUACGCUGUGGCUUUCAAAGCUGACGACUUUUACAUAUUUGCUCAAGAAUACGCACCUUUCGGCGACUUGGCCGGCACAGUGAAAGCGGGCGGAUUAUGCGAAGAUUUCUGCAAGAAAAUAGCUUCGCAGUUAUGCUCGGCGCUUGAUUUUCUACACUCUAAACAACUAGUCCAUCGUGACGUGAAACUCGAAAACAUACUGGUAUUCGCUUCCGAUUUUUCCAAAUUGAAAUUAUGCGAUUUCGGCGAAACUCGUAAAGAAGGUACGCAAGUGAGUAAAGUAAAAUGUACAUGGCAGCCAUUUCUACCUCCAGAGCAAUGCGACGCUUUACGAAACGAAAAAUUCACCUGUAGACAUUACUCGGACUGUUGGCAAGCUGCGAUCGUGCUGUUUGUUUGCGCAACAGGCAAUACUCCUUGGCAAAUAGCGCAAUUGGCUUCGAAUCCAGAUUACAUGAAUUUCGCCAAAUGGCAAAAAAGACGAACAACCAAGGUACCCGGUCAAUUCAAGAAAUUCACCCCUAGAUUAUUAAGAAUGUUCAGAAGGUUACUUGCUCACAAAGCCGACGAUAGGGCGGAAAUAACCGAAGCUUUCAAAUACCUCAAAGAUCCUUGGUUCGUGACAAAAUCUGGUCAAAAUACACCCAUCGAAAGGAAGAACUCGGAGGAUAUUUAUUUCAACGCCGACUUAGACGACGACGACGAUAUUCACAUCGAAGUCGACGAAAGUAAAAUCAAAAUGGCUAAAAUGCUCAGCAACUAUGGUCUAGAGACGACCGUCGAUCAGAGAACCAUGACUAAAAGGCUUCACGAAUGGGUGCUGUCUUGCGAAACUAGUUAUCAUUACGAUCCAAACGAAGAAGACAAUUAUCAAUUCGCGUAAAUAUUUUAGAGAAUUUUCAAUCCGAAUCGGGUAAUCAGGGUAUCGAUUAAAUUUUACGCAGUUUUUUUUUAUAUCCUAAUACCCGUUACGUUUAUCAAUAUAUACGCCAUUUUGUUCGAUAUUCUAUUCAAAUAUGGAAAUUUUAUAACGUAAAAAUUCCUUCCAUCAAUUUUCAAAUCCAUUCGUUUUAUUCAAAUUUAUAACGCAAACGUAUUUUCAUUUCGUAUCUACGCUUCAUCUCUCUUUUCGCUAAUAAAAUUAAAUUUCCUUUUAAAAAUACGACACAAUUUCAACAAUUCUGCGACAGGUUUUUUCAUUGCUAUUGAGCUACCUUUCUUUUCUUUUUUGAAAAAUUCAUUUCAUCGUGAGACGUAAAUUUCCAUUUCAAUUUUGGUCAAUUAUUUCGUAACUUUAUAUUCGAGAAUUUUUUUUAUACUAGUACACCAAAGUGAACAACUCGAAUGAAAUGCAUGAAAUUUCACCCAGUCAACCAAUGAGGAAGUAGUUAGAAGUAAACAUCACAGCUCAAAAGAACAUUUUGACAUUUUGAUCCUUUGAAAUCAAUUUAUAGCACACAAUGGUUCAGAUCCAAAUGUGAGGUAAUCGAAAAUUUAAUUACAUAUCAUAUUUAUGACAAAAAACAUCAGGGUAAGAGAGUUUAAAUAGUUCAAUCCAUUUUGUGAAAUUAUUCAUGCCCUAUAAUAAAAAUUGAGCCCAAAAUAGAAGUAAAAAGGAAAAAAUUCAAAAAAAAAAUAUUCAAAAAAUGUUGGUUUUUGAAAAAAUUUUAAAUGGGGGGGGGGGUGUUUAUAAUUGCAGGAAAAUUCUGAUUUUACCAAUUUUUAAAAUUCCUUACAUGUACUCAACCUCGACACAAAAUUCCAGGUCCACUUUUCAAAGCAAAAACCACGAUCUACGCUCAAAUUGUUGUCUUUGAAAUUUGAAAGAAGUAUUUUUUUUCAAAAUCUCUCCACAGGCUUUUUCUGUUUUCGAACUAAGUAAAGCCCUCGUUAAAUCAAAUUUCACUCAUCUUUAGAUGUAUGACCCCCCCCCCCCUCCUACCCCAAAGAAAUGAUUUAAUUUCCUUUUUUAUUUUGGAAGGACAAUCAAAACGCAGGCGAAAUAUGCGCACUUCUGAUCACUCCCUCGUAAACAGGGACUUACUUCAUAUCACUGAAAUGAAUCAUUCGAACAUUCAGCGUACCUAGAUCUUACUCUUAGGCUUUCUAAAAGCCUUUUUCUUAAAGUUCCCAAUUAGGCAGAACGUAGGCCAUUAGUUCUUUUCCAUUCCUCGCGAUAGUUUUAUUUUAAUUUAUAAGAUGAAAACCUAGUUUUUAAGCUCGUUGUACAUAUAAUUUUCCAUUUUGAUAAUUUUAAUUAUUUUUUUUCGUUUGUUUUGUUAUUGAACUCGUACGAUGUAUUAUCGAUGUACAUAAACGUUGAAUAUGCGACCUAUUAUUGUAUAAGAUUUGAUACGUUCCUAGAAGUAAUAUUGAAUUUGUACUUUUUGAACAUAUUUAUACGUAUUUUUGUGCCGGUGGUAAUAUAAUGAUAAUUACAUUGUACUUGGCUUAUAAGUAUAUAAGUAUUACAAAUUGUAAAUAAUAAAUAAAUUUGUGAUAUUCA
Planococcus citri (citrus mealybug) is the source of this 3501-nucleotide messenger RNA. It is a transcript of the gene meng, whose product is annotated as meng-po. Gene Ontology annotation, molecular function: ATP binding; protein serine/threonine kinase activity. The coding region runs from base 682 to 1878 and encodes 398 amino acids. The transcript has 2 exons. The record is from RefSeq and is a predicted model, not a curated record. NCBI's taxonomy places the organism in Eukaryota, Metazoa, Arthropoda, Insecta, Hemiptera, Pseudococcidae. Gene Ontology annotation, biological process: peptidyl-serine phosphorylation; peptidyl-threonine phosphorylation.